GUUCCAUUGCCAUUGUUUCAUACAAAUACAAUAGACAAACAACAUUUAUCAAAAAAAGAAUGACAAGAAAAAAGCAACCUAAAAAGAAAGUGGAAAUUGUAUUUGAUCCACUGAAACGCAAAGAAUUUCUGACUGGAUUUCGUAAGCGAAAGAAUGAGCGCCGCACUCGUGCGAAGGUAGAGUUGGAGCGCAAUCUUAAGGAAGAGCGCAUACGCAUCCGGCAGGAGGUAAAAGAUGGCUUCAAGCAUCUUAAGAAAUCCUAUGAACCACUCAAAGAACUCACCGAGGAGGAGAAGGCGGAGUCUAAUGUCGCCGAGGCCUACGAAGAUGAGGAGGUCCAGGUGAAAAUUGUUGAGCUGACCACAAACGAUUUGGCUGCCCAAAGAAAUAUGCUGGGUGCCAAUCAAGCUGAGGACACAGAUGAAGAUGAUGACGAGGAAUCUGACAGCGGCGAGAUGGAACAAGAUGAAACCAAUCGUAUUCCCGGCAUGGAUUUCGAUCAUAAACCCAAAAAAACCAAACAAACUACUUCAGAGAGCACAAACAAUCCAAAAUCCACAGAUGAUGUCGAAUUCAAGAGUAAAAAAGAUUUGGAUAAACUGAUGAAGACGAAAACAUUGAAGAAAAUCAAAAAAAGCAAGCUAUUCAAAAUGAAGGAGCAAAUCGAUAAAAGAGCCAAUCUGAAGAAGGUCAAACGUGAUCGCAAUAAUACUAUCAAAAGUGUUCCCAAACAUCAGCGGAAGAAGCUCAAAUAUGGUCAUGUCCAGCAGCAGACCAAGUAUCGCAAGGGUCGCAUGGUCAACAAAAAGGAGAGACGGAAACGUGCCAAUGGCGAUUAGGAUAAUUCACUUUUAAAUAAAUGUAUUUUUUUCCCAAACCUA
Molecule: messenger RNA, 881 nt
Organism: Drosophila willistoni
Lineage: Eukaryota; Metazoa; Arthropoda; Insecta; Diptera; Drosophilidae
Gene: vito
Product: ribosomal RNA-processing protein 17
Exons: 2
Coding region: 60-839 (259 amino acids)
Cellular component (GO): nucleolus
Molecular function (GO): RNA binding
Source: RefSeq, a predicted model, not a curated record